CCGGUGACGGCAGAGGGCUUUACAGUGUUACACGACCUGAUCAAGCGUGAUGUUUAUGCGUCUGACGAGGCGAGUAGGCAACGCUUGGAGAGGCGUGUGCAGAAGCUUGCGAGUGCCGCCAAGAUAUCCGUUGCCAAACAGAGCCUCCUACAGGACCACAAUCGCCUUCUGUAUAACGUCAACAACGAGGCCAAGGUCCGCCGAACGACCCGCUCGUUAGUUCUCCAGGAUGGAAAGGGAGAGGGCAAGGUGAUGCGCUGGGAGGACCUCGAAAGGGCACGAGCGGAACGCGCUACUAAAGAGAUGGCAGCUAGGGAGAAGGGCAAAAGAAAGCAUGGUCGAAAGCGCAAGACAC
Bipolaris oryzae ATCC 44560 is the source of this 355-nucleotide messenger RNA. RefSeq lists its product as uncharacterized. The record is from RefSeq and is a predicted model, not a curated record. The annotation marks the transcript as partial. The transcript has a single exon. Lineage: Eukaryota; Fungi; Ascomycota; Dothideomycetes; Pleosporales; Pleosporaceae.